CUGCCUCUCUCUGUGACAGCUAGCUUCAGUAGGCUAGCUUCAAUAGCCUCAGUAGCUUCAGUAGGCUAGCUCAGAAGCUUCAGGAGCCUGUAAACACCAGCACAGAGCACCGGGUGAGGGGACACGCUGCUGUCUCCUGACACUCUAUCUGUGUGUGUCUCUGCAGCAUAGCCCGAGCUUUCUCCUCACCUAUACUAUCGUUUUCCCCCAAUGGUCAACCCCUGCUCCACCGACUUCUGCCUUCUUUUCUUCCUUUCCUAAGUUGUCGUCUGUUGGCGGAUGUCUCGUCACUUCCCUCUGAGGUCGGGGGCCAGUUGGAGUGGUGAGGUGGGUGUGCAGCAGCAGUGAUGCGGGCUUCAGUGGCAGGCUGCAAGAUGAGCAUUGGUGCACUCCUUAACGGGUUGCUGGUCUCUGUAGUCGCUGCUCUUCUUUGGAAGUAUUCCAAGCUGAGUGAGCACGCCGCCCUGCUUGAGGAAGAGCUGCACAUGACCCAGCAGUCCCAGGAGGUCUCGCAGGCCCACAUCGACUACCAUGUUGCCCUUCAGGCUCUUCAGGAACACGGCACCCGCAUGGUCUGCACCGGAAAGAUGCACACCGACCGCAUCUGCCGCUUUGACUACCUCUGCUACUGCUCUGAGGCGGAGGAGUUUGUGUUCUUCCACUCCAAUUCCUCUGUCAUGUUGCCAAACCUGGGCUCCAGGCGCUUCCAGCCGGCCCUUCUGGACUUGUCCUCAGUGGAGGAUCACAACACCCAGUACUUCAACUUCUUAGAGCUCCCAGCUGCUGCUUUAAAGUUUAUGCCUAAACCGGUGUUCGUACCGGAUGUGACACUUAUUUUAAACAGAUUCAAUCCAGAUAACCUAAUGCACGUGUUUCACGAUGACCUGAUCCCUGCCUUCUACACUAUGAUGCAGUACUCAGACUUAGAUGAUGAGGCGCGUUUGGUUUUUAUGGAGGGCUGGGGUGAAGGCCCGCACUUUGACCUCUACCGACUUCUAAGCAGCAAGCAGCCACUGCUCAAAGAACAGCUCAAGAACUUUGGCAAGCUCAUGUGUUUCACUAAAUCCUACGUGGGCUUGUCCAAGAUGACCACCUGGUACCAGUACGGGUUUGUUCAGCCGCAGGGGCCCAAAGCCAACAUGUUGGUGUCAGGAAAUGAGAUCCGGCAGUUUGCGAGGGUUCUGAUGGACAAAAUGAACAUCACAAGGGUAGAGGAAAUGGAAAAGGAUGGAGGGAGUUCUGAAGAUGAGAAAGGGAAAAAGGAUGAAUACAUUGUACUGUUUAGUCGUUCAACAACACGGCUGAUACUGAACGAGGCGGAGCUGAUCAUGGUGCUGGCCCAGGAGUUCCAGAUGAGAGUGGUCACAGUAUCCCUAGAGGAACAGUCCUUCCCCAGUACCGUCCAGGUGAUCAGUGGGGCUUCCAUGUUAAUCAGUAUGCAUGGAGCUCAGCUAAUCACCUCACUCUUCCUCCCUAGAGGAGCUGUUGUGGUGGAGUUAUUCCCUUUUGCUGUUAACCCUGAACAGUACACCCCGUAUAAAACCCUUGCCACCCUUCCAGGCAUGGAUCUUCACUAUGUCUCUUGGAGGAACACCAAGGAGGAGAACACCAUCACCCACCCAGAUAAACCUUGGGAUCAAGGGGGCAUUACUCACUUGGAGAAGGAGGAGCAAGAGCGAAUCCUGGCGAGCAAAGAUGUGCCCAGGCACCUGUGCUGUCGCAACCCGGAGUGGCUCUUCCGGAUCUACCAGGACACUUUGGUGGACAUCCCUUCCUUCUUGGAAGUCCUUAAAGAGGGAAUGAAGACAAAGCCCAGUGUGAGAAGAUCCAAACCGGCCAGCACAGUUCAUCCGGGCCGGGUCAGAGAACCCCAGUGUCAGACCUCGGUACAAACCACUAAUGAGGCUAAACUCACAGUCUCCUGGCAGAUCCCGUGGAAUCUGAAAUACCUGAAAGUGAGAGAGUUGAAGUACGAGGUGUGGAUCCAGGAGCAGGGAGAGAACACCUACAUGCCUUACAUCCUUCCGCAGCAGAACUACACGUUUUCAGAGAACAUCAAGCCCUUCACCACCUACCUGGUGUGGGUCAGGUGUAUCUUCAACAAGAACCUCCUGGGCCCCUUUGCAGAUGUUCUUAUGUGUAGGACCUAGUACAAACACCUUGCCGAUGUGUUGCUGUUUAGUUUAUAGGUUGAGUCAUGCUUGUGCCACACAGUCAAAUUUGAACAUUGUCCAGUGGGGGUUGGCAAAAGUGAAAUGGCAUAUCCUAGACCAGGCUGCUGAACAGUAAUGUUUCCCUGGCCAGCACAGGCAACAAGAAGACUUGAACCACAGGGUCACAACUCCAUGGCAACAGCCAUUCAUAAAUGGAAAGUAUAUUUUCUGUACCAGUGAAAGAAAGAAAAACCAUGUCAAUACUAAACAUAACAGAAGUCAAAUGAGCAGAUUUAUUUAUGUGCAAAUAUAGAACAUGUUUUUUAGUAUUAGUCAAAACACUGGUUCUUUACCUUUUGACAGUAUGCAAUAGAGCUUUUCUCUAGAGAGCGAGGAAGGUUUUAGAAUAGCAAGAUUUGUUUAUGUUUUCUGACUUGUCUACUGUGUGUGUGAUGCCUGUGUGGCUUAGUGUACCUACCAGUUGUUUGAUUGCUUACACCAUUAUUUGCAGAACCUAGCCGAAACCAAAGCAACAUUCAACAUCGUUCAGGCCAUAUGAACGAUACAUACCUUCAACCUGGUAUCUAAAGAAAUUGUGAAGGAUUGUGUGUUUUUUUUUUUAAUCAAAGCUCAACAAAAGUUAAUAAUGUUUUGACUCUGUGUAAUUGUAAGGAGCAUUUUGUGAGGAAAGCUCCUGUUCUUUAACUACACUAUAUUUUUAAAUGUUACAAUAGCACACAAGUCUUGGUCUUUCCAAAGUAUUAUGCCACAAAUAUUGAAGUCAGUUCUACUGAACAAAUUAUGUGCAAAAAGUGGCUUUCUUUAAAGAAACCCUAUCAUGCUUUUUGGAUUUUUCCUUAAGUGUGUUUCUAUAGGUUUUUGUGCAUGUAAAUGUUCUGCAAAGGCUAAAAUCCCUGUGUUCCCUUCAGAGGGAGUUUCUCUCCCACACACACUGCCUGAAACGCCUCCAUUGGUCUCCUUUGUUUACUUCUGUAACAUAGUGACAGCAC
Messenger RNA from Trematomus bernacchii (emerald rockcod), 3163 nucleotides. RefSeq names its product protein O-linked mannose N-acetylglucosaminyltransferase 2 (beta 1,4-) (gene pomgnt2). The transcript has 2 exons. Gene Ontology annotation, biological process: protein O-linked glycosylation via mannose. Gene Ontology annotation, cellular component: endoplasmic reticulum. The coding region runs from base 348 to 2150 and encodes 600 amino acids. Gene Ontology annotation, molecular function: protein binding; protein O-acetylglucosaminyltransferase activity. Lineage: Eukaryota; Metazoa; Chordata; Actinopteri; Perciformes; Nototheniidae. The record is from RefSeq and is a predicted model, not a curated record.